AUGGCCGAGGGGCAGCAAGCCCAGGGAGGGUGGCGGCGGCGGGCCGGGCAGGGCCGGGCAGGGCAGGGCAGGGGGAGCGGCCGCCCGGCCCGGCCCGGCCCGACCGCGGGGCUCCUCCCCGGGCAGCCGCCGUUGCCGGGCAGAUCCCCGCGGGCCAGCGGCUGUUGCUGCACGGGUCUCGGUCCGCAGACCUGGCGAGCUGCCUUACCCCCUGCCUCCCGCUGCCUGCGAGGGUCCCAGAUAGCCAUGGUGCCUACAUAUGCUUCCAUGAUGGGACCUUUCAGAGGGCAUAUGAGCCUCAAAAGUAGCCCUUUUUCUCCCGGACCCUCCUGCAAGCUCUCCAACCAGUACAUCAUUCAAGAUCACAUGGCUGCUCAUUACAAGAAACUGAUAUCUGCCAAAGCUGCUGUUGAUUCAUCUGCACCAAAGAGUUUGCACACCAGUGUUAAAUACAAGGAUCAGCAGAAAAGAGACAGACUAAUUCAAGCCCUUGAGAAAUACAAGGAGGAUCCUGUACAUGGUCGUUCUGCCUCACCGUUCAACUCCAGAAGUGUUUCUCCAAGCCAGCAGAAGAAGCUCACUUCAAGGACUCUGAUGCCAGCUCCUACUGCAAGAAAGAUUAUCCAAAAUACUGCUCAACAUGCUUUGUCUCAGACUCCUGUUCACAACUGUAGUACAGACAGAUCAUCUGCUUCACCAUUUCUGCCGUCUCGCAUGCAUUUAGGCAGCCGCAACAGGAAGGUGGCAUUUCAAAACUCUUUUAAUAAAACAUAUUCCGGGGACCUCCUUGACAAACAUUCAAUUUACUUCACAGAAAAGAAUCAGCAUUUUACCCCUCAAAUCUUAAAGACAUCACACCAAUCUUUUCUUGUAAAACAUCGGUAUUAUAAUCCUCCUCCGCAUAAAAAGCGCUCCUCCCCUGGCAGACCAUCAGUUAAAUCAGCAGAUGGCAAUAAUGAAAAGAAAAGAGAGUUGCACAGGUUUUUAGAAGAUGCCCAUGCAAGACCACAUUCAGACCACUUUUCUCAGCAGCCAGUUGAGAACCAUGAAUUAUGGAUCCCCGACUUUGAAAUGCCAUUUUCUCCAGGAUCACAACUUGGAGAAAAAGGAGAAGAGGAGUAUCUUCGUUUUCUUCAAGAUCUUACAAAUGAUAUUUUGAUUACAGGUUGUUAUCACAAAGAGGCUUUAGAAGAUGUAUUUCAAAUGCACAUUAAAAGUAAGAGGCAUAACCUUGAUGAGGUAAAAAGGAGAAGAAUAGUUCAAAGCCUGAAGAAAGAGCUGAACAUCACAAACCAGCCGGACCCUUGCAUCAGCUGUCAGAGCACAUGGCAAAAGGACACCAGCACUCCUGCAAUGUGUUUUUAUCCUGCAACUUCAGGCAUUUCAGAGAGCAUUCAAAAUUAGUUAGGAUAGCAAACUAGAUUUUACACCAAUUACAAUAAAAACCUUGGGCAAACAGGAAAACAAAGAAGAGAUCCAGUUAAUGCAUCUUCCUGUGACGUAACAUAGCGUCACUAUGGCAACUACCAGGUUAACAUGCUAAGAACAAUACCAGAGCACCAAAGACAGUGUUUUUACAGGGACGUUCACAAUCAGAAUAGAAAGCCAGAUGCAAGUGCCCUUUCAUUCGUUAUGGAUAGCUACACCGGCAAAACACGUCCUACGCAAUCCUCUUACCUUAUUAGGAAUUCCGAUGAGGCAUUUUGAUUUUUUCUUACUGCUCAUGCUUGAUUUACAGAUAGGUUGGAAAUUAAGUUUUCAGUACAGCUUUCAAAACCCUACCUGAAUUAGUGACCUGAAGUCUCAUCAGUUUGCAAUAGGAUGUAGAAUAUUAAGUCCUAUUUUCAUGUGAUUUAGGUAUUAAUCUAAAUAACUUAAGAUCUCUUGAAAAUCUUAACCUAUAUUAGCUCAUAUGCCAAAAGCUAAGAUUAGCUGGUACUACAAUACAUACUAGUUAUUGAAAAAUAACAGGCAUUAUAAUCUUUCAAAAAGCAAACAUUUCACACUUACCGACAUCUAAAGGCUUAUAAAAUACAAACAUAGCCAAGUUGGAAAAUAUGUAAUUAAUAAAGCCUCAAUCCUUUCUCUUAGCAAUGAUAUUUACUCUACUUCAUUAUAACAUAGCUGUUUAAACUUGUCUGGUUAAGAUUAGACAGCUUGCUAAAGAUAGAUGUUUUUUCCACACUCUUCUCCAAGUGGGACACUUUUCAAGGCAUCAGAUUAAAAUAGAAAAACAAAGACUGAGAUAAAUAAAACAAACCAGUUUUGUUUUGGAGUUUUGGUGGUUUUUUUCCCUAUUUUUCGUUACCAAUACAUUUUCACACACAUGCUUCUACCUCAGGAGAGUUAAUUUAAAAAAAAAAAUGCUACAAUUCCACACAUGCUCCCAAAAUAAUUUGAAGAUACAAAACCUUAUCUGAAAUAAUGUCAUUUUUAUGAGCAGCUUUGUUAGUGUAUUGACAGAAGAUGAGGCAAUCAAAAUGCAUCCCUUAAGAUGGGCCUCUUUCUGUCUCCCUGGAAGAUGCCUCUAGGCAUAGUGCCACAAGGAUUGUUUUAAUUACCUAAUACUUGAAUUAACUAACAAACAACUGGAGAUGUUUAAGAAAAAGCCACAAGAUCUACUGAUCUGACCCCAACCAUAGGUAUAUGUAGUUACUGAAGGAUAGCUUGUAUAUAAAGUUUUUGUUAUUUGAACUAUGUGGAAUGUUUUGGUUUGUGUUAUUCUGCUAGACUUAGUUGAAACAAAUGCUGAAUUUCUUUAGAAGUUCUUCAGUUAGACUGAUGAGUAGAUUAUUUUUCUCAUAAACUGCGUUCCAAUGGACAAUGCUGUAAAGCAAGGCAGAAUAAUGGUGCGUAUGUACAUGUAAAUAGAGAAGAACACUCUGCCUUGAGUGUAAAACUAACUCCAAGGAGAAUCUUACUUUUGUAUCAUUAGAAAAGCACGUUAUACUUUGAAAGUUCAACUUGGAACAAAAGUGUUGUCUUUCAUUUUAAGUUACGGAAUCUUUUUCAAGGAGUAGAAAACAUUAUUACUCGCUUUUGUUGAAAGGAGUAACAACAUCUUUUUGAUAGAAGAAUAACAUGAAAAUGCCUCUCUGCUGUGCAACUCGGGGUCUCAGGGCACUACUGUGCAGGAGCUUGAUUUUCCUAAUACUUUCAGGGAAAACAGACAGUCCUCUCUGGGUUGGUUUGGAUGAGGUGUCAUCCUCCCUUGCACGAUGUUAUUCCAUCUGAAACAAGGGAUACCAAGACACAGUGCACUGGACCUAGUUUUGUAUUUGGUUUUGCACAUACAAAUUAAGUCACUGCUUCAUUUUGAACCAUUCAACAGUGUUUGCCUCAUUUCCUCAUUUUUCCCGGAACCUAAAAUUUUUAGAGGUACUUAGGUGAGUUUAGUUUCCAUUUGUAAAUCAACCUUUGGUACAUAGAAAAAAAAAAGGCAACAAUGAACUACAUGGCAACACCUCCACUUUCUCUGUGGUUUAAUCUUUUAAACAGGUUUAUGAAGAAUUACUUACAGAAAAUUCUACAGAAGACCAAUUAUAUCUUUUCCUUCAUUAUCAUUCCACAAGUUUGAGUGACUAUCGGUGUUAGUAAAUAUUCAAGAACAAGCUCUGCA
Phalacrocorax carbo (great cormorant) is the source of this 3619-nucleotide messenger RNA. Lineage: Eukaryota; Metazoa; Chordata; Aves; Suliformes; Phalacrocoracidae. The record is from RefSeq and is a predicted model, not a curated record.